AUGGGUACUAAAUCAUCAAAACAAAAUUUAAGAAGUGUGGAACCAUUGAAUAGACAAACGAUUGAAGAACUUUGUCAAACAACUGGAUUUACAGAAGAUGAAUUACAGGCUUGGCACGAAAAUUUUUAUAAAGAUUGUCCAGAUGGUAAAUUAACAUUGAAACAAUUCGAACAAGAAUACGCGAAGAUAAUGGGAAAACCGACACAAAAAACAGCUGAUUAUAUUAGACAUAUGUUUAAUGUUUAUGAUGAAGAUAAAAGUCAAUAUAUUGACUUUCGAGAAUUUGUAAUGGCUUUAUCAGCUGCAUCGGCUGUUAAUCGUCUUCGUCUUAUUGAAACACUUUUUCAUGUAUUCGAUUUAGAUAAUGAUGGAAAAAUAACAAAAGAAGAAAUUGGUAAAAUGUUACAUGCACUUGUUGAUGUAACAAAUUCAAAUAAUAAACAUCAUAAUAGUUCAGAUCAACAAGAAGGAAGAAAACAAAUUGGUUUACAACAACGUAUUGAUGAUGCAUUUAAUGAAUUAAAUGCAAAUAAUGAUGAUCAUAUAACUAAAGAUGAAUUUAUUGAUUGGUAUAUGAAAUCAGGUCUUAUAUCUGAUGUACAAUCAGAGGAACUUAAUAAUCCUGAUAAAUUACGUCUUCAAAAAAUUGGUAAAAAAUCUCGAAAAAUAUUAAAAAAUACAAUACAUCAUAAAUCAAGUAAUGAACAAGAAGAAAAUCGUACUCAUAAUUCACAUCUUGUUCGUCAUAUAUCAAAAAUGACAGAACGAAAUUUAUCAAAAUACAAUGAUAAUGAUGAUAAUGAUAAUGAUUAUUAUAACAAUCAUAAUAAUAAUAAUAAUAAUAAUAAUAAUAAUAAUAAUAAUCUAACAACCGCAUCAUCAAUGAAUUAUCAUCAUGAUAGUGAUAUUGAUGAUGAACGAACAUUAAAUAAUACUACUAUACAUGUAAAAUCAAGUUUGGAUAAUACAGAUCAACAUGGUUCAACAGAAAAUGAACGAUGGCAACAUUUAUUUAAUUCUGUACUUGGACAAAUACGUGCACAACGUCUUACAGAUCAACAAACAAAUGUAAAUAAAACUAAUAAUAUGCAAUCACGAAAACGUGAAGGUGAAGAAAAACUUAAAUCAGAAGAUAUGAGACAAAAAAUAAAUGGUCGAGAAAAUCCUCCAUAUAAAUCAACAGCAAAUAUUACAUUACAACCACCAAGAAAACCAAUAGAUGAACGUCCACCAUCUCCUGAUAUUGUUACUAUUCGAUUGUAA
Molecule: messenger RNA, 1263 nt
Organism: Rotaria sordida
Lineage: Eukaryota; Metazoa; Rotifera; Eurotatoria; Philodinida; Philodinidae
Source: the annotation of a GenBank genome assembly